AGGACCACAGAGGACUCCUGCGGCCGCGGUCGCCCGGAGAGAGGCGCGGCGCGGGAGGGCACUGGUGGUCGGCCGCCGGCGGCAGCUGGAGCUCGGCCUCCCGCCGACGCUCCGUUCCAGGCCCCGCGUUGCCGUUCGAGCGUAGCUGGGCCCACCUCACGCGCCUCUCUCUUCCCGGGCCAAGGCUGCACAACCCUGUCUUUAUUUCCUUUUCUCUCCGUGACAAAGAAAAUACCCUGUGGGGGAAUGCGUGGGGGCCCGCGGAUCACCGACGGCCGUCUACUCCCGGUGUCCUAGAGCUUCCCGGAAAUCUUUGUAGUCGCCUCCCGGCCGGGCCCCGCUUCCGGCCGGCCCAUUACUCUCCGCGGUCCGGCCGCUCUGCUCCAGAGCGCGCGUUGCAGGCAUUUGCAUCUGGGACCUGCCUCUGGGCUAGCUGAUCAAAAAGGAGGCAGUAGCAAUGUCUGCUGUGGGGGCUGCAGCUCCAUACCUGCAUCACCCUGGUGACAGUCACAGUGGCCAGGUGAGUUUUCUGGGGGCCCAGCCCCCCCCAGAGGUGGCAGCAAUGCCCCGGCUCUUGGGAGACCUGGACAGGGGCACAUUCAGGAAGUUGCUGAAGCUGGUGGUCAGCAGCCUGCAGGGAGAAGACUGCCGUGAGGCUGUGCAGCGCCUCGGAACUGGUGCACACCUGUCAGAGGAACGGCUGGGGGCCCUGCUUGCUGGCACCCACACGCUGCUCCAACAGGCCCUCCGGCUGCCCCCGGCCAGCCUGAAGCCCGACACCUUCAAGGGCCAGCUCCAGGAGCUCUCCAUCCCCCAAGACCUGGUAACGGACUUGGCCAGUGUGGUAUUUGGGAGCCAGCGGCCUCUCCUUGACUCUGUUGCCAGGCAGCAGGGGGCCUGGCUGCCCCAUGUUGCCUACUUCCGUUGGAGGGUGGAUGUGGCAAUCUCCACCAGUGCCCUGGCCCGCUCCUUGCAGCCAAGCGUCCUCAUGCAGCUGAUGCUUUCAGAUGGGUCAACAUACCGCUUUGAGGUCCCCACAGCCAAGUUCCAGGAGCUUCGGUAUAGCGUGGCCCUGAUGCUGAAGGAGAUGGCCGACCUGGAAAAGAAGUGCGAGCACAAACUACAGGACUGACCCGCGUGCCCGGUUGUUUUGGUCACCUGGGGACAGCUGCUCAGAUAUCUCCAAGGUGAAGCUCACCCUGCCCAGGAGGCACUCUUCAGUGAGAGCGUGGGACUGCAACAUGUCAUUCUCAGUUUGAUGGAAAAAAACAGCA
This is a messenger RNA of Phyllostomus discolor (pale spear-nosed bat), 1274 nucleotides long. RefSeq names its product COMM domain containing 5 (gene COMMD5). The record is from RefSeq and is a predicted model, not a curated record. Gene Ontology annotation, cellular component: nucleus. The coding region runs from base 458 to 1132 and encodes 224 amino acids. NCBI's taxonomy places the organism in Eukaryota, Metazoa, Chordata, Mammalia, Chiroptera, Phyllostomidae. The transcript has 2 exons.